Syngnathoides biaculeatus (alligator pipefish) is the source of this 3496-nucleotide messenger RNA. RefSeq names its product G elongation factor, mitochondrial 1 (gene gfm1). The record is from RefSeq and is a predicted model, not a curated record. Lineage: Eukaryota; Metazoa; Chordata; Actinopteri; Syngnathiformes; Syngnathidae. Gene Ontology annotation, cellular component: mitochondrion. The transcript is spliced from 19 exons. Gene Ontology annotation, molecular function: translation elongation factor activity; GTPase activity; GTP binding. The coding region runs from base 1 to 2514 and encodes 837 amino acids. Gene Ontology annotation, biological process: mitochondrial translational elongation.
AUGUGCCGGCGUGCCUUCUCCUCUCCUCUCCUCUCCUCUCCUCUCCUCUCCUCUCUUCUCUUCUCUCGUCUUGUCUACUGUCAGGAAACGCCUGUCACGCAAAAGCUGGGGUUGAGAGCUCCACUUCACGUUAAGAGCUCGAGAAAGGAACCCGGAAAUUGCGUUUCACAACCUGGAGGGCCCCGGCGUGACAUUCACCGGCUGGCUUGCUUGGCCGGAGGAGAGAAGUUAAAGGGAAAGGUUGGGAAAAACACCCAAAGUCCAGGCAACAUGGCACUCCUUCAAACGGCCCUGUGUUUGAGCAAAAGGCAGGCUCUCUCUCCGCGAGGCGUCACUCUCAAGAAGGUCCUCGUCGACAGCUGCCGGUCGUCCUCGUCCGGCGUCGUCCCCAACGAGAGGAUCCGCAACAUCGGUAUCUCCGCGCACAUCGAUUCUGGGAAAACUACCCUGACCGAACGGGUGCUCUACUACACGGGGAGAAUAGCGGAAAUCCACGAGGUGAAAGGGAAGGAUGGCGUUGGGGCCACCAUGGACUCUAUGGAGCUGGAGAGGCAGAGGGGCAUCACCAUCCAGUCAGCUGCCACCUACACUAUGUGGAAGAACCACAAUAUCAACAUCAUUGACACGCCAGGUCAUGUGGACUUCACCAUCGAAGUGGAGCGAGCCCUGCGGGUGCUUGAUGGCGCCGUGUUGGUCCUGUGCGCUGUGGGUGGAGUCCAGUGUCAGACGAUGACGGUGAACCGGCAGAUGAAGCGGUACAAUGUGCCCUUCCUCACCUUCAUCAACAAGCUGGACCGCAUGGGCGCCAACCCUGGAAGAGCCCUGCAGCAACUGAGGACCAAACUGAACCACAACGCCGCCUUUGUGAACAUCCCCAUGGGGUUGGAGGGCAACAUGAAAGGCAUCAUAGACCUUGUAGAAGAGAAAAGCAUGUAUUUUGAAGGACCUUUUGGACAAGUCAUCCGCUACGAUGCCAUCCCAGCAGAUUACCGCGCAGAGGCCGCGGACCGCAGACAGGAGCUGGUGGAAUGCGUUUCCAAUGCCGACGAAAUCUUAGGAGAGCUGUUCCUGGAGGAAAAGGUUCCGACCAAGGAUGACCUGAAGGCUGCCCUCCGCAGAGCCACGGUGCAGCGUCUCUUCACGCCAGUGUUAGUGGGCACGGCGCUGAAGAACAAAGGUGUUCAGCCCCUGCUGGACGCUGUGCUCGAUUUCCUGCCGAACCCCACCGAGGUCAAAAAUUAUGCCAUCCUCAAUGAUGACGAUUCAAGUGAGACAACAAAGAUCCAAAUGGACCCAACAAGAGACUCCACAAAGCCCUUUGUCAGUCUGGCCUUCAAACUGGAGGCAGGUCGCUUUGGUCAGCUGACGUACAUGCGGGUGUACCAAGGUUGUCUGAAGAAAAGCGAGUACAUCUACAACACGCGCACGAGUAAGAAGGUGCGCGUGCAGAGGCUGGUGCGCCUGCACGCCGACCAGAUGGAGGAUGUGGAAGAGGUGUAUGCAGGGGACAUCUGCGCUCUGUUUGGCAUCGACUGUGCAAGCGGAGACACAUUCACGUCCAGAACCAGCGAUAACCUCUCCAUGGAAUCUAUUCACAUCCCAGAAUCUGUCAUUUCCAUGUCAAUGAAGCCAGCCAACAAGAAUGACCUGGAUAAAUUCUCCAAAGGCAUCAACCGCUUCACCCGCGAAGAUCCCACAUUCCGAGUUCACUUCGACACAGAGAGCAAAGAGACGAUAAUCUCGGGCAUGGGUGAGCUCCAUCUAGAAAUCUACUCUCAGAGGAUGGAGCGAGAGUAUAACUGCCCCUGUGUGAUGGGAAAACCCAAAGUGGCUUUCAGAGAAACUAUCAAUGACCCUGUACCGUUUGACUUUACUCACAAGAAGCAGACCGGAGGUUCCGGUCAGUAUGGUAAAGUUAUAGGCGUCCUUGAGCCGCUGGAGCCAGAACAUUACACCAAGUUGGAGUUUGAAGACCAGACUGUGGGAACCAACGUCCCAAAGCAGCUUGUGCCGGCUGUAGAAAAGGGCUUCAGGGAGGCCUGUGAAAAGGGGCCACUUAGUGGCCACAAAAUCUCUGGGGUGCGAUUCCUUCUGGAGGAUGGAGCACAUCACAUUGUGGACUCCAAUGAGCUCUCCUUUAUCCGUGCAGGGGAGGGAGCUCUAAAGCAAGCAAUGGAGAAGGCCAACGUCAGUAUCUUAGAGCCCAUCAUGUCGGUGGAGAUCGUGGCGCCUCAGGAGUUUCAGGGCGUGGUUAUCUCAGGGGUCAACCGUCGCCACGGAGUUAUCACGGGCCAGGAUGGAUCUGAAGGGUACUUCACUCUGUACGCCGAUAUUCCACUCAACGACAUGUUUGGAUAUGCCACAGAACUACGCUCUACCACUGAAGGAAAGGGCGAGUAUACAAUGGAGUACAGCAGAUAUCAGCCGUGUCUGCCAAGCACUCAGGAAGAACUCAUCCACAAGUAUCUAGAGGCGACAGGCCAGCUGCCUACUAAGAAGAAAUGGAAAAGCUGAGAGUGCCAUAUUUCUCAUCAGCGUAGGGCUUUAUUGUUCAAAUGCGUGGAGCCCAAACCUUUACACUGUGGAUCAUGUAAGUGGAACCUCCUUGCCUCUUGUCUGAGAAAGAUUCAUUUAUUUAUACGCUCAGAUGUGCAUCAUGAACAGCCAGAAUUUGAAACUAUCAUGGUUAAUACCUUUUUUAGGCACGUAAGCUUAUCAAUAUUCAUUAGAGAUCCUGCAAAUCAGAGACGAUACUCAUUGAUUAGUGACAAUAUUACAUUGGGGCGGGUGAAAACACUUACAUUUCACACCUCUAUCCCGGCAUUGUGGAAUAUCCUUACGAACACUUGAAACCCAUACUAGAAAUGUAUUUCAAUGGCAGUUUUUUUUUUUUUUUUACACGUUCAACAGAAAAAUUUAUGUUGCAUGACUGCAAUGGGUGAAGUACGAUAUAGCAAAGGGUUGCUAUACUAUUCAAACUAUUUACAUUUGGAGAUUAAAGCAGAACCUUUUUUUUACAGUUUUGGUCAUAUUUUUAUAUAGCUGGGAGGAAUUUGAAAGCGAUAUAGCAUUCUUUAAAAAAAAUUGUAAUCAGGCAAAAUACAUUUAUUUUUUUAUGGUAUUUAAAUGAAACUAGAAAGCAUUUUGGAAUAUUAAAGCAUAGCAGUAAUUAAAAUUAUGACAUGUUCCCUAUUCAGUCAUCAUAGUGUCCAAAAUUACCAGUAUUUCACAAACUGUGCCAUGGUAUAUAAACAUCUGAGCACCACUGUACGUUAUUUAAAUGUCUCAUGAGAGUUAAUGGAUUAAAAAAAAAAUCUCAAUAUUUUUACUGUUUUGAUUAUUUAUUUUGUACUAUGUACAAAAUGGCAUUGAUUUCUCUAUGACUACAACAAAUACAAAUGGCAGAAAAAAAACGGACUGUUGAUUAAUUUUUAUACACACACACCACAUUCCUCAUAAAGAUACAGUAAUUAAAUUGCUCGCACAGAUUGGUCCU